This is a messenger RNA of Penicillium nucicola, 1800 nucleotides long. Its product is annotated as MFS transporter. Gene Ontology annotation, biological process: transmembrane transport. Gene Ontology annotation, molecular function: transmembrane transporter activity. The transcript has 3 exons. NCBI's taxonomy places the organism in Eukaryota, Fungi, Ascomycota, Eurotiomycetes, Eurotiales, Aspergillaceae. The record is from RefSeq and is a predicted model, not a curated record. Bases 1 to 1800 code for a protein of 599 amino acids.
AUGUCGGAAGACAAUAAAGACUCUGGCCCGGCCAGGUCUCGCUCGACUUCACUAUCAAGUUCCGAUCUCGAUUCCCUUGCAUCGAGGACAAGAUCGCGCUCGCGCAGUCUGGCCGGUUCAUUCAAGACGAGACUGCGGUCUCUGUCAAACCCUGGAAUGGCACAGGUCGAUCGGGUUUAUUCAGGAAGACAUAUGAACGACCAAUCUGUCUACCAUAGUGAUGAUGGAUCUAACGACGACGAAUCACCCCAGGGCGAAGGAAGACCCGAUACGAUACAGGAAGUGAGGAAUGGCGUCGUGAACGAGCGUGAUCUCGAUUUGGAGAAGGGGGAUGCGCAACAUCCGGAGCUCGAGAAAUCCAGGACAGCAAAGUCGAAUCGGUCGCGACAUGAUCCGACAUUGGUGACCUGGGAUGGUCCUGAUGACCCUGAAAACCCUAAGAACUGGAGCAACAAAAAGAAGUGGGCAGCUACCAUUACAGUCUCCCUAUUUACAUUUAUCUCGCCAGUUUCAUCUUCCAUGGUUGCGCCAGCACUCUCGUCCCUCGCCGCGGAAUUCAAUGUUACGGACCAAGUGGUUUCACAGCUCAUGCUCUCAAUCUUCGUGCUAGCCUACGCUGUAGGCCCGUUGUUCCUCGGUCCUCUUUCGGAGAUCUACGGUCGAACAAUCGUUCUCCAACUAGCCAACCUUUUCUUCCUCGUCUUCAACAUCGGAUGUGCAGUCUCCCAGACCAAGGUUCAAAUGAUCGUCUGCCGUUUCUUCGCGGGACUAGGAGGAAGUGCUCCCCUGGCCAUUGGCGGUGGUGUCCUUUCAGACUGCUUCCUCGCCGAAGAGCGCGGAAAAGGCAUAGCAAUCUACAGUUUGGCACCCCUACUAGGCCCUGCCCUGGGCCCAAUAGCCGGCGGCUUUAUCGCGGAAAACACCACCUGGCGCUGGGUCUUCUACUCCACAUCAAUCCUCGACGGCCUGAUCCAAUUAAUGGGACUAUUCUUCCUGCGUGAAAGCUACGCUCCGAAAAUCCUCCUCGACCGAGCCAAGCGCAUCCGCAAAGAAACCGGCGACGAAUCCUACCAAACCGAAGCCGAGCGUCAAAAGAAAACCCUCCCCCAAGUCCUCCGCGGCUCACUCAUCCGCCCAUUCAAGCUCCUCCUCACCCAACCAAUCGUCCAAGUCCUCGCCCUAUACAUGGCCUACAUCUACGGCAUCAUGUACCUCGUGCUAUCGACCUUUCCCUCCCUCUGGACAAGUCCCGAAUACUACAACGAGUCCACCGGCAUCGGCGGCCUGAACUACAUCUCGCUCGGUCUCGGCUUCUGGCUCGGCUCCCAGAUCUGCGCCCCGCUCAACGAUCGAAUCUACCGCCACCUGAAAGCCCGCAAUGGCGGCGUUGGAAGGCCUGAGUUCCGCGUGCCGCUCAUGUUCAUCGGUGCCUUUUUCAUUCCGUCGGGCUUGUUCAUCUACGGCUGGACGGCCCAGGAACACUGCCAUUGGAUCGCGCCGAAUAUUGGCGCCGUGCUGUUUGGUACGGGUACUAUUAUUGCCUUCCAGUGUAUCCAGACUUACAUGGUUGAUACGUAUACACGCUUUGCGGCGAGUGCCCUUGCUGCUAGUGCGUUUUUGCGGUCGUUGGCUGGCUUUGGGUUUCCGUUGUUUGCCCCGUAUAUGUAUGAUGCUUUGCAUUAUGGUUGGGGUAAUAGUCUGCUGGCUUUCUUGGGGAUUGUCAUUGGUGUUCCUGCGCCUGUGUUCUUGUGGAAGUUUGGUGAGAUGUUGCGCAAGAAGAGUACCUAUGCUGCUGGAUAA